Hibiscus syriacus is the source of this 1093-nucleotide messenger RNA. RefSeq names its product dof zinc finger protein DOF5.7-like. Gene Ontology annotation, molecular function: DNA binding; DNA-binding transcription factor activity. The record is from RefSeq and is a predicted model, not a curated record. Gene Ontology annotation, biological process: regulation of DNA-templated transcription. The transcript has a single exon. Lineage: Eukaryota; Viridiplantae; Streptophyta; Magnoliopsida; Malvales; Malvaceae. Bases 128 to 1093 code for a protein of 321 amino acids.
UAACCCAUGCAUGAAACCAAUCAAUUGAGUAUCAGUAUUGGCUCUGCAAAAGUAAACUGAGAUAAACCCACAAUUUCUUUGUCUUUUCCUUCACCUUCUUUCCUUGUUCUUAUUCUGCUGUAUUUCCAUGAUGUCUCCAGCAAAACCAGGUAGUUCUAAAGAAGAAACUCAAAAGAGUGGCAACAGAAAAACAAGUUCAUCAAGGACACAAGAGCAAACCCUAAAGUGUCCCAGAUGUGAAUCUCCCAACAUAAAGUUUUGUUACUUCAACAACUACAGUCUCUCUCAGCCCAGGCAUUUCUGCAAGACUUGUAGGAGGUACUGGACUAAAGGUGGUUCCCUGCGUAACGUGCCCAUAGGCGGUGGUAGCCGGAAGAACAAGAAGAUGAAACCGUCUUCAAGGCUGUCAGGUGAGUCCAGAGCCUCCGCUUCAGCUUCAGAAAUGGGUGGAUUGAAGUUCCUUCAUGAGCUUUCUCCUGCCGUGGAUUUUCAGCUCGGUGGGUUGUCGUUUCCUAGGUUUAACCCUUCACCAGCAACUGGUAUUUACAACCAGUUUGUUUCAUUUGGAGAUGGGAAUAGUCCUUCUUUAUGUCUUGAUCCAUCGGGAAGCUCGAGUUCUUUCAUGGGGUUUAGUAAUUAUCCCAACUGUGACCUUAGUUGUGCAAUUCAGGAGGUGGAAUCUUCGUUGAAUGUUAACAGUAGUCUUGCUUCUUCAAUCGAGUUUUUAAGUUCCAUAAACCAAUAUUUACACUGGAAGUUGCAGCAGCAAAGAUUAGCUAUGCUCUUUUAUGGUGAGAAUCAAAAGGAAAAUAGCAGCACCACUGCUUAUUCAGCUCCGGUACUCGAUGAGAACCAAGCACAAAAGCCAUUGCCCAUUUUGUUCCAGAAUAUGGAGGUUUCAAAAGCUGAAAACAUUUCGGCCGCUGGGACUCCAAGGAAAGACACAAGCAAUGAAUGGUUCUUGGGGAAUUCUUAUGCUGCACCAGUAACUCAAACUCCCACCAAUAGCGGGAAUGGCAAUGAUAAUACAAGCUGCAACUGGAACGGGGUUCAACCGUGGAAUGAUCUGCAUCAGUACAGCACGUUGCUCUAA